UUGGUUUAUCUGUCCCACUUCAUUCUCUUACCUUUCUCAUUCUUCUUUCUUCUCACUUUUUCUUUCAAUUCUUAUUCAUUUAAAUUUCUAUCACUUCUUUCUCUAUUUUUUCUCUUUCCUCCAAUUCUCGUUUUUCCUUCGUUUUUUCUUUUAUUUCUUCUCCCUCUUUUCCUUUUUUUUUUACUUCUGUCAUCAAUACUUUUCCUUCUCUUUCUUUUAAAUAUUUUUCGCUUUCUUUUCCUUUUCGUUCCUCUUUUUCAUUUCUCACUCAUCAUUCCACCUUUUCCUUUUAUCUUCAUUCAUCAUAUUUAUUUCUCUUUCAUCAUUCCGACCUUACUUUUACUCUUCAUUCCUCAUUUUUCAUUCCUCCCAUUUUUUUCUCCCAUGUUCCCCUCAUCCUCCCUCCCUUUUUUUUUUUUUUCUUUUUUAGUUCCUCUUUGUCUUUUUUUUAUUUCCCUCUCAUCCUCAUCCUCCCUUUUUUUUUUUCUUCGUCUCUCAUUUUUUUUUUCCCUCUCAUCCUCCCUCCCUUUCUUUUUUUCUCUUCCGUCUCUCUUUUUUAUUUUCCUCUCAUCCUCCCUCCCUUUUUUUUUUCUCUUCCGUCUCUCCUUUUUAGUUCCCUCUUAUCCUCCCUCCCUUUCUUUUUUUUUCUCUUCCGUCUCUCUUUUUAGUUCCUCUCCUCCUCCCUCCUUUUUUUUUUCUCUUCCGUCUCUCUUUUUUAGUUCCUCUCAUCCUCCCUCCCUUUCCUUUUUCUUCCGUCUCCUUUUUUUUUUCCUCUCAUCCUCCCUCCCUUUCUUUCUUUUUCUCUUCCGGCUCUCCUUUUUAGUUCCUCUCAUCCUCCCUCCCUUUUUUUUUUCUCUUCCGUCUCUCUUUUUUAUUUCCUCUCAUCCUCCCUCCUUUCUUUUUUUCUCUUCCGUCUCUCUUUUUUUAUUCCCUCUCAUCCUCCCUCCUUUCUUUUUUUUUUCUCUUCCGUCUCUCCUUUUAUUUCCCUCUCCAUCCUCCCUUUUUUUUCUUUCUUUUUAUUUUCCUCUCAUCUUCCCUCCCUUUCUUUUUUCUCUUCCGGCUCUCUUUUUAUUUUCCUCUCAUCCUCCCUCCUUUCUUUUCUCUUCCGUCUCUCCUUUUUUAUUUCCCUCUCAUCCUCCCUCCUUUCUUUUUCUUCCGUCUCUCUUUUUUUAUUUCCUCUCAUCCUCCUCCCUUUUUUCUCUUCCGUCUCUUUUUAUUUUCCCUCUCAUCCUCCCCUCCCUUUCUUUUUUUCUCUUCCGGCUCUCUUUUUUAUUUCCCUCUCAUCCUCCCUCCCUUUCUUUUUCUCUUCCGGCUCUCCUUUUUAUUUCCCUCUCAUCCUCCCUCCCUUUCUUUUUCUCUUCCGGCUCUCCUUUUUAUUUCCCUCUCAUCCUCCCUCCCUUUCUUUUUCUCUUCCGUCUCUCCUUUUUAUUUCCCUCUCAUCCUCCCUCCCUUUCUUUUUUUUUCUUCCGUCUCUCUUUUUAUUUCCCUCUCAUCCUCCCUCCCUCCUUUUUUUUCUCUUCCGUCUCUCCUUUUAUUUCCUCUCAUCCUCCCUCCCUUUUUUCUCUUCCGUCUCUCCUUUAUUUUCCCUCUCAUCCUCCCUCCUUUUUUUUUUCUUCCGGCUCUCCUUUUAUUUCCUCUUAUCCUCCCCUCCUUUCUUUUCUCUUCCGCUCUCCUUUUUCCUCCCUCAUCCUCCUUUUUUUUUUCUCUUCCGUCUCUCUUUUUUAUUCCCUCUCAUCCUCCUCCCUUUUUUUUCUCUUCCGUCUCUCCUUUUUUAUUUUCCUCUCAUCCUCCCUCCCUUUUUUUUCUCUUCCGUCUCUUUUUUUAUUUUCCUCUCAUCCUCCCUCCUUUCUUUUUUCUCUUCCGUCUCUCCUUUUUAUUUCCCUCUCAUCCUCCCCCUCCCUUUUUUUUUCUCUUCCUUCCUCUCAUCCUCCCUCCCUUUCUUUUUUUUUUUUCGUCUCUUUUUUUUUCCUCUCAUCCUCCUCCUUUCUUUUUUCUCUUCCGUCUCUCUUUUUAUUUUCCUCUCAUCCUCCCUCCCCCCUUUCUUUUUCUUUCCUCUCUCUCUUUUUUUUCCCUCUCAUCUUCCCUCCCUUUUUUUUUUCUCUUCCGUCUCUUUUUUUAUUUCCCUCAUCCUCCCCCCCUCUUCCGGCUCUCCUUUUUUUUCCUCUCAUCCUCCCUCCCUUUCUUUUUUUUCUCUUCCCUCUUUUUAUCCUCCCUCAUCCUCCCUCCUUUUUUUUCUCUUCCGGCUCUUUUUUUAUUUUCCUCUCAUCCUCCCUCCCUUUCUUUUUUUUCUCUUCCGUCUCUCUUUUUUAUUCCCUCUCCUCCUCCUCCCUCCCUUUCUUUUUUUCUCUUCCGUCUCUUUUUUAUUUUCUCAUCCCUCCCUCCUUUUUUUUUUUUCUCUUCCGUCUCUUUUUUUUCUUCCCUCUCAUCCUCCCUCCCUCCUUUCAUUUUUCUUUUUUUUUAUUUUUCUCAUUGCGUCUCUUUUUAUUUCCCCUCUCAUCCUCCUCCCUUUUUUUCUCUCUUCCGGCUCUCCCUUUUUUUUCUCUUCCUCUCUCAUCCUCCCUCCCUUUCUUUUUCUCUUCCGUCUCUCUUUUUUAUUUUCCUCUCAUCUUCCCUCCCUUUCUUUUUCUCUUCCGGCUCUCCUUUUUAGUUCCCUCUCAUCCUCCCUCCCUUUCUUUUUCUCUUCCGUCUCUCUUUUUUAUUUCCCUCUCAUCCUCCCUCCCUUUCUUUUUCUCUUCCGUCUCUCUUUUUUAUUUCCCUCUCAUCCUCCUCCCUUUCUUUUUCUCUUCCGGCUCUCCUUUUUAUUUUCCUCUCAUCCUCCCUCCUUUCUUUUUUUUCUCUUCCGGCUCUCUUUUUUUUCCCUCAUCCCUCCUCCCUUUCUUUUUCUCUUCCGGCUCUCAUUUUUAUUUCCCUCUCAUCCUCCCUCCCUUUUUUUUUCUUCUUUUUUCUCUCUCUUUUUUUAUUUCCCUCUCAUCCUCCCUCCUUUCUUUUUUUCUCUUCGUCUCUCCUUUUAUUUCCUCUCAUCCUCCCUCCCUUUCCUUUUCUCUUCCGUCUCUCCUUUUUUAUUUUCCUCUCAUCCUCCCUCCCUUUCUUUUUCUCUUCCGGCUCUCUUUUUUAUUUUCCUCUCAUCCUCCCUCCCUUUCUUUUUCUCUUCCGUCUCUCUUUUUUAUUCCCUCUCAUCCUCCCUCCCUUUCUUUUUCUCUUCCGUCUCUCUUUUUUAUUUUCCUCUCAUCCUCCCUCCCUUUCUUUUUCUCUUCCGGCUCUCCUUUUUAUUUCCCUCUUAUCCUCUCUCCCUUUCUUUUUCUCUUCCGUCUCUCUUUUUUAUUUAACUUACAUCAUUCUUCCCAUUCUUUUCUCGAUGUUGCUCUUUUCCAUUUCUCUCUUAUCAUUCCUUCCUCUUCUUUGUUCCUCUUUUUCAUUUCUCUCACAUCAUUCCUGUCUUUCUUUUUUCGUUCCUUUAUCUUUAUCGUCUUCCUCACGUCAUCCUUCCUUUCUUUUUUUCUUUAUUAUUAA
This is a messenger RNA of Acanthosepion pharaonis, 3510 nucleotides long. The record is from the annotation of a GenBank genome assembly. NCBI's taxonomy places the organism in Eukaryota, Metazoa, Mollusca, Cephalopoda, Sepiida, Sepiidae.